This is a messenger RNA of Perkinsus marinus ATCC 50983, 475 nucleotides long. RefSeq lists its product as hypothetical. The record is from RefSeq and is a predicted model, not a curated record. NCBI's taxonomy places the organism in Eukaryota, Perkinsozoa, Perkinsida, Perkinsidae. The annotation marks the transcript as partial. The transcript has a single exon.
AUGCUCUGUGUCUACUGGAUCUGCACUGACAACUACGGUGACUUCACGAAGAACCAGACUCCAGCUGAGCGACUUAGUCGUGAGAGUUGGCGCAGGCUGCAGUGGUGGGUCAGGAACGUUGUGAAACUGACGGGCGAUCCCAUUGCGGUGGAUGCGAUGCUAUGCUUCAUGGCAAUUCACGACUUGGGCAAGAUCCGUGAUAUCCGAAGGGACUUGUCUCCGGGUAUUCGAGAUCACGACAAAGCUCUCUUAUAUAUCAUCGAGAAUACCCCCGCAGUACUCCCUAGCUAUCUGAGGUUGCCUGCUUUCUACCAGAAGCUGAUACAUUCCGCACUUACUGUGGAGUUCAACUUUGGUCAGUUUCUGCAGGGCGAAAAUCUGCCGGCCAACUUGGUGAAGGUGAAGACUAUGCUGGGUGACGAGGGGAAGGAUGCUUUGUCGUUCUAUCUGUUCCACAUCUUCGUUGACAUUGCUG